This is a messenger RNA of Sordaria macrospora k-hell, 1845 nucleotides long. The record is from RefSeq and is a predicted model, not a curated record. NCBI's taxonomy places the organism in Eukaryota, Fungi, Ascomycota, Sordariomycetes, Sordariales, Sordariaceae.
AUGGGUCUUGUCUGCCCAGAACUGAUUGCCUUUACGGCGUUCCAGCAAUACACACAAGCAAAGAAGCUUACCAAAGCCAUGAACCCACCCAAAGGGUCUCGUGGCCACUCUUCACGGUGGAAAGCAAAAAGCAAGAGGUUUUGGAGACGCAUGACAUCGUGUUUCAGGCAUCGCAAGAAUACAAUGGACCUGGAGAGCUCCCUCAAGCCCAAAUGGACCAUGAUGCACAGCUUCCUUGCAGUUAUGGGCGGCUUCGUUGUUGAAAUGAAGGACCAACCCGGAAACGAUGACAAGGCGGAGAUCCAGUCCUUCCUCCCUUUGAAGUCCACUGGGACACGACGCACACGACUGACGUUGGUUCCGGAAGCCCUGCGUUUUUUCAAGGAGAAAGGACUAAACUCAUUGAUUCCCGAGCCAUCACUCGUUCACAUCCAAGACAAGAGCAAAGGAAACACCCUUGCUAAGGCUCUGGUUUGCUUGCAAGGCAAGUGCACUAUUCCCCCGGAACAAAGACUUAUCGGCCUGGCGAUAAGCCUGCUGGAACUGAACACCUUCGGACAUGCAGUGUGCACAUUGAUCAUAUACGGCUUGUGGUGGAGUAAGCCACUAAGCAUUGACGAACCAGAGAAGAUACCACUUGACACCGAGGGUAUAAGUGUGGAGGCAAAACUUCUCGCCGCUAUGUGUACCAAGAGCAAGCUGGACAACCGAGUAUCAGAAUCAGCUCAUCUCCACAAAGAUGUGCACAGUCUUGUGUUUCCUGUUGAGUCAAAGGGAACCAAUGAGCUUGAGCACAGGAUCAAUAUCAACCGAAAGGGACCAGUCGAGAGGAAGUUCGGUAUGUUUAUUGCUCGUCGGAGGGCUUUCGAGGACCUUGUGUAUUCGCCUCUGGGCUACCAUUUCUCAAACAGACACAAGACUUCCAAAGAGCCUCUUUUCCUGAAGGUGGACAAAUCCGAGGACCUCUUGUACCUCGUGCAAAUGACGCCUGCAGAAGCCAAACAACGAAUUGCUUCCGACAUGAAUCACGGUAACGAAUGGGACAGUAUCAAACUACGUGGUGCUGGAUUCUUUGACAGGCCUAUCGACGAUGCGACUCCGGAGGAACGGUUAGAGGAGAUCAGUCUGGUUGUCCCCUAUGUCAAAGUUCUUCACUCUGACGUCCGACGGUGGCAACUCUCCCUUCUCUAUCAUGGUUUCGAUACUGUCCCUCCCAAUCUCCUAAAGGAUCGCAUCGGGAACUUUCCUCGGUUUGGAGAACCCGGCACACGCUUCGGAUUUUGUUUAGGCUUCAGCAUCUUUGGGUUCAUCUAUGGUGGACUCCAUUGCGUUGCCUGGAAUGCACCUUUCUUCACCGAUAUUGAGAAGACGCUGUGGAGGGUGUCCAGCCUAACCAUAACGGCCACUAUCAUUCCGGUCUUCCUUGUCGCAUCGUGGAUCGUAUUUCCCCCGUUCUGGCAGGAUCCUUUCGGGAGGAUCACCGAGAUACACACCGUCCUUCAAAACAUCCAAGCGAACGUAAAGCCAGAGGACUGGAUCUCCCUGUUGAUAUCAUGGGUCAUGUGGAUCAUCCCCAUGCGCAAGAUUGUUCGACUGCUGCCACAACCCUGGGAGGGCUUUGACCAAGACAUGAUCAAGGGAUUAACACAUGUCGCAUACAUUAUGCUUCUCAUCCUCUUUUUCGUCUACAAGGUUAUCUUUGACACCAGUGUCAUUUUGCUUCUUAUCUUCUACACUUUGACACGGCUCUACUUGGUGGUGGUUUGCUUCAUCAACCUUGCUCAUCUUCCGGACUCCGCAUAUCUGGUGCCUAACUGGUCCAGGUAUGUACCUCAUAUCGGUUAG